UUUAAUAGUUUUAAAUAGUUUUACGUAUCUUUUAUCUUGUGUGUUUGUUUUUGUAAAAUUUAAUAAAAAUGAGUAUCAUGUCAUCGUUGUAUGAGAAGAGGCCUCUGAAGAAGCCUCGAAUCGGUCCGCCUGAUGUGUAUCCACAAGAACCAAAACAGAAGGAGGACGAAUUGACCAGUUUAAAUGUUAAACAUGGAUUUAACACAAUGCCCCAAUUGUCUGAUGAAUUUGGGACCGCACGUAAUUGUAAUGUUACAGCUAGCAAGGUUGGAGCAUAUUUCAAUGCGAUAAUUGCAAAAAAAGAAGAAUUAUGUACGCUACAAGAUUCAGGUCGUAAACGUCAACAGAUCAAUACAAAAGAUCAUUUUUGGCCUGCGAUUGUCCGUAAUAAACAUUACAUUGAGGCUUGGUUCAAAGAUCUGGCUGGCAGUAAACCAUUAAUGACGUUGGGCAAGCGUGCCCCCAACUUUAAUAAAAAGGAAGAGAUAUUUAUGAUGUUGUCUGAGUAUCAAGUUCCAAUGUUGCGUGCUACAUGGUUUAUAAAAUUAAGUUCUGCGUACACGAUAGCGGUAUCAGAAGCAAAAAAUAAAAAACGACAAUUACCAGAUCCAACAACCGAAUGGACUGGAACCCUUAUCAAAUUCUUAAAAGAUCAACUACCAAAGCUACAAGACCAUUAUCACAUGUACAACAAUAGUUUAGCUAAUCUUGAUACCAAGAACAGUUCAACAUCGUCUACAACAGCACCUGGUGCUGCUGGAGGACAACAACAGAAUCCUAAUGGAAUGACACCAACAAGUACAAGCACUACGAGUGCUACAUCAGGAACAACACCAGCUAAUAGCACACCAACGGGAGCUGGUGGUGGUAAUGUUACCAACUUGACAACACCACCAAUGCAUUCACCAGCUCAACCGGGUUCGACGUCCAUUACAUCCGUUAUCACUCAAUCAACUGAGAGUGAAUUUAAAAUUGCACAUCGACAAUGGACGUACUGUACACAACUUGCAAAAUAUAUGUAUGAAGAAGGUCUAUUAGAUCGUUCAGAAUUCUUAAAUUUAAUAUUAGAAUUGUUAGAUCGUAUGCGUUCACAACCCUCUGAUGAUGGUAUCCUACGUUUAAUUCUACCAUUUACAUUACAAUAUGUGGACGAGAUCGUUCAAUCUGAACUACUAUCCAGACGGAUUGCAUAUCUAUGUGCUAAGAAAUUAACAUAUUUAUGUAAUAGUAUCGCUGAAUCAAAUCUAACAGCAUCAUCAGUGACACCUGGUGGUACCAACAACAAUACAAUAUCAUCAUCUGAUCAAAAGAUUGAAAAUAUGAAUACAAACGAUAAAGAUGGUAAUAGUAAGAAGGAUAACAUGAACAUGAUGGUAGCAGCAGGUGUAGCUCCAGGUGCUGGUGUGAAUAGUCCUUUACAAGCUACCAUUCAGGAGUACUUGAAUUGUCCACAUCAUAAGGAUAUCAUUCUUCAAUUGAGUUGUAUUUUACAGGUAAUAACGCUGGAAUGUUCGACGGCGUUAGUCUGGUGUGGUGUUGGUGAAAAUCGUUCGAAUUCAAUAUGGCACGGUUCACCAUUAGAUUGUUUACCAGCACCUCCAUCACAACUACCAUUACCAAGUAGAAUGGCUACUGGGGGUCUACCAUCUAGUGGUGCAUACACCACCGAACUACGUAGACGUUUACGGCAAGCUGAAGAUAAUAUACGUGAACGAUCUAAACGAGCUGAAGGUCGAUGGUGUGCUGAUAAAUGGCAAUGCAGUUCAUCAGGAUUGACCACAACUAGAGUGUUAGCAGCAUUGGACGCUUUAGAUCGACAUCGAUUCGAUCGUGUCGAUACAACAAACUCUUUAGAUACUUUGUAUGCUAAAAUAUUUCCAGCACCUACAACUCCUAUCAAAGAUCCAACAUCUGGAUCCCCAGGUGCAAACACAACUACAAACACAUCAUCAUCAUCGUCAAAUGAAAAUAAAGAAUCUCGUAAUGAAUAUAAUGUGAAUCAAGAUGAACCAAUCAUACAAAUCUUAUGUGAAUGGGCUGUAUCAAAUGAACGAUGGGGGGAACAUCGUGCAAUGGCUGUAGCUUGGCUGCUGGACAAGAGACAACAAGAUGUAUCAUCACCAGAACCGGAUACAAAUGCAUCCGAUGACAAGGAUUCAGUUAGUUCGUUAAAUAAUCAACCAAGUGGUUUACCAAUCUUUCAAAAUUUACUCAUGAAAUUUUUAGAUGACGAUGCUCCAAUUUUAGAAGAAAAUGGUAGCGCACAGAAUCGAGCAAUGUUUACCAAUCUUGUACAUUUAUUUGCUGAAUUAAUUCGUCAUGAUGUGUUCUCUCAUGAUGCGUACAUGUGUACGUUAAUAUCGCGUGGUGACCUGCUGUCUACGGGCGCUAUGAAUGGAAGUGCUGGAAUACAUCGUCCACCGUCACCUCCACCGAAUCCUGGUUUAGAUGAUGAAAUAUUUGGACUUGAUUUAAAAUCGGCUAAAUUGGAUGUUUCUGAUCAUGACGAUUCAAAAAUCGACGACGAUCUGGACAAAUUAUUACAACAUAUAAAAGAAGAUCAACAAAAUUCAUUGGAUGCUCCAGACAGUCCCAAAGAUCCAGAUCAUCAUCACCAUCACAGCAACAUGAUGAGUUCAACGAUGAGUUCGAUCCCAAUGGAAACAGAUCAUAGCGAUUUAAAAAUACGUCCAUCACGACAUCUCCUGUACACCACACAUUUCCCACUCACCCAGGAUGAAACGUAUUCGCAACACGAUUGUAAUCAACGACACGUAUUAUUGUACGGUGUGGGUAAAGUACGUGAUGAAGCACGUCACACGGUUAAGAAAAUGUCGAAGGAAAUAUGUAAAUUAUUCUCGAAAAAGUUCUCAAUUGAUGUCGCUGAAGGUGGUAAAGUGAAGAAACAUUCACGGAAUGAAUUUAAUUUUGAAUUGGCCACACAAAAAUGUCAAAAUUUAAGUUAUUUUGAUCAGCACGUGGUCACGUGGCAAUGUAGUUUGAAUGUUAUCGAAAUGUUAAAUUCAUUUGGAUCGGGUAAUUCGAAUUAUUUACCAGUUCAAGAGCAUGUUGCAUUCUUAUUCGAUUUAAUGGAGUUAGCGUUAAAUAUUUAUGGUUUGAUUGAUGUGUGUAUUAGUAUUCUAAAAGAGUUGCCAGAAGUUGAAGCACAACUUCUCUUAAAAGGUUCAACGUUAGCAAGGAAUUAUACAACUUCGUUAAGUUUAUAUGUUGUGGGUGUUUUACGACGUUAUCAUUGUUGUUUGUUGUUGUCCGCUGAACAAACAUGGCUGGUGUUCGAUGGUUUAUGUAAAGUGGUGAAGCAUGUUUCAACACCUGGUGAUUGUUCGUCAGCUGAACGAUGUGUGCUAGCACAUCUAUAUGAUUUGUAUUCGUCGUGUCAUCUCCUCAAACAGAAGCCACACACAGAGUUUGCAAAUGCUAAUCCAAAGAUUCGUAUUGCCUUGUAUUCAGCUUUGCAACCAAGCACAACCAAUAAUUAUGUGUACAAUGCACAUUAUAUGCAAGAAUUCUUUGCAAGUCCACGUCGAGGUAAAAUAGAGACAAGUUGGGCACGCCAAUUGGCAGAAUCACCAAAUAAUCGUUACAGUUUUGUAAUAAAUGCAAUAGUGACCGUCUGUCGUGAACAAGACAAUGAACGCUUGAACGACAUCUCUGUUCAAUGUGCUGAAGUGACAGCUUGUUGUAAUUCGUUGUCAGCUGAAUGGGUUGGAGCGUUGAUGGCACUAUGUUACGCGACCAACAACACCAUCUAUAUUGAUUUAUUGACACAAGUUGAUGUUCAAGAUUUAUCGAUACAUAAUUCUUUAGCUGUUUUUACGUCUAUUUUAAUUGCUCGACAUUGUUUUUCAUUGGAAGAUUUUGUAAAACAUAUUGCAUUACCGAACUUAGUAAAAGUAUCAAAAGAAUUCAACGAAGGACGUGGCGGUAGCGAUGGUCCAGGUGGUGCAGGUGUUGGUGGUGGUCCUGGUGGUAAUGUAGAAGCUGGUGCACGACUCACAUGUCACUUGUUAUUGCGUUUAUUUAAAACUGUUGAAUGUCCACAACCUGGUCUGUAUUCAGUAAGCACCAGUCCACAUCCGUUACCAAGUGGUCAAGGUGGUUACUCAAUCCGUUUAAGUUGUGAUCGACAUUUAUUAGCUGCUGCACACAAUAAUAUUAAAGUCGGUCCUGUGUUAGCUGUCUUGAAGGCUAUUUUAGUGGUUGGUGAUGCAACGUCACGUGAACGGAAGUUAGGUAAUAAACGUGAUGGGAGUGGAUCAUCAACACACGUAGGAUCAUCUUCAAACAGUAAAGCACCAACAGCUGUACCUGGUGAACUUAGUAUAUCACAUAUAUUAGGCACCAGUGAUAUAUUAGGUGGUGGAGAUGAUGGAAUGCUUGAUAUUACGAUGGUAGAAUUGGAGGCUACAUCGACUCGCAGUUCACAAAGGCAAUCAGUAUCCUCGGAUGGAACAACAUCCUUAUCAAAAUUUGCUUGGCAUGUCUUACGAGAAAUCUGCUCACAACAAUGGGUUUUGGAACGAUGUUUAAGUCAACCAGAAGAAUUAUUUCAAUCGGAUUUAUUGUUGGAUUCAAUGUUGACGUCGUCACAAGCACAACGUCUGCUUCAUAUGAUUUGCUAUCCAGACAUGAGUUCAUCUUUAGAUGAAUUGGAUCAAAAAAGUAUUAUCACUAGGAUAUUAGAGAAUUUAGAACAAUGGACGUUACGAAUGUCUUGGCUGGAUUUACAAUUAAUGUUUAAGCAGUUUAACAACAACACGUCCGAAUUAAAUCAAUGGUUGGAUACCGUUGCAAAAGCUGCUAUUGAUGUCUUCCAAUUGAAUUCACAAGAUUCUAUUCAUAACGAACGUCUUACAACAAACGCUAACUCCAACGCUAAGUACGAUUUUAAAGGUAAAUCAGGUUCAAUAUGGCUGGUAGCACCACUGGUAUCAAAACUUCCAAGUGCAGUCCAAGGACGUGUCUUAAAAGUAGCUGGACAAGUAUUAGAAACAAACAAUUGGCCUGCAGGCAAACGAUCCUCUGGUUCAAGUUCUUCAUCCGAUAAUAAAGAUAUGAGUUUACGUGGAGGCAACAGACGUUAUCAAAGUACAUCGUUGUUAAGUCAUCAACCGUUCUUAUCACUGGUGCUAACAUGUUUGAAGGGUCAAGACGAUCAACGUGAAGGCUUGCUUACGUCACUACACUCACAAUUAUCACAAUUUUUAAAUUUAAGUAAAGAUGAACGUGUUGGAACGUGUGAAAUUGGUAAUCGUGAAUCGAUGUUAGAUGCAUUACAAUUAAGAUUCUCAUUGGUUGGCGGCAUGUUUGAUACGGUCCAACGGAGUACGGCUACCACCACUGAUUGGGCAGUGCUUCUAGUUCAACUUAUUAGUUAUGGCGUUAUCGAUUUAAAUAAUAAUUCGGAAUUAUUUACAACUGUUCUUGACAUGCUAGCAACUUUAGUUCAUUCAACUUUAGUAUCGGACAGUCAAUCCGAAAAAGACGAAAGUAAAAAACAUUAUCAGAACUUACAGAAGAAAUUAAAAAAAGAAUUAGGAGAUCGAAACAGUCCAUCGAUCCAAUAUGUACGACAAUUGUUACAAUUACCAAAGCGAACGUGUGAAGUGAUCGCAUGCGAACCAGUCGGUUGUCUAACAGACACCAAAGGUAAUAAAAUCACUGGAUUCGAUAGCAUCGAUAAGAAACAAGGUUUACGUGUCUCUGACAAACAACGUGUCAGUCCAUGGGAUCUACUUGAAGGUCAAAAGAGUCCUGCUCCAUUGAGUUGGUCAUGGUUUGGUGCGGUACGUUUAGAACGUAAACCGUUAUGGUACGAGGACACACAUCGUUUGUUAAAGUAUCACACGCACAGUUUAUUACGACCGCCAUCACAUUAUUUAGAUUCGGUACCGUUGCCUCCUGAAGAUUUAGAACCAAUUCAAGAGAAACCUCUGAAGGACUAUGACGAUAUAAACGCUGACACACCUAGCUCUUUGGAUCAAUCCCCUGCGGCACUAGGUAAAGUUCGCUGUAAAAAUUCGCAGCGCAGAUCACGGAAACCAAAACAAAUGGGUCCAUGUGGUGGUCAAGUGGGUCCUGGUGGUGUUGGUCCUGGUGGUGUUAAUGUUCCUGGCCAACAAAAUCAAAUGGGUGGACCGAAUGGUGGUGGUCCUGGUGGACAGGGACAACAACUACAAAUGGGGCAGAACAAUGUGAUGCAUCCACAACAUCCACAAAAUAUGGGUGGCAUGAAUAUGGGCGGCGUUCAAGCACCGUCCCAACAAGGACAAAUGGGCCAAAUGGGAGGUUAUGGUCCACAAAUGGGAAAUGUCGGACCUCAACAAAAUUUCCAAGGAAAUCAAGGUCCACAACAGUGGGGCUAUAAUCAACAACAACCACAGCAGCCCCAACAAGGAUAUUAUGGACAACAAAUGCCUGGAGUUUCAAGAUAUGAACGUCCGCAAGUGAAUCAAUCAAAACAAGCUCUAACAAAUAUGCUACGACAACGGCAUCCUUUAAAUCAUUUUUUGGGUGGUCAAGCGGGUACUGGUCAAGUACCACCCGGUGCUGGACAGAUGCCUGCCGCAUAUGGUGGAAUGCAACGACAAUUUCCUCGUCAACAAAUGCGUGGACCUCAGCAACAACAUCCUGGUGCAAAUAUGCAACAAAAUCAGAAUAUGUUCCAACAGCAGUAUGGAAAUAUGCAGCAAGGCGCCAUGAAUCAAAAUUAUGGCGGCUAUGGCAAUCAACAAGUGAACACGACGGGCAAUAAUCAACAAGGACAAAUGAUGCAAGGUGGGGCGGUUGGAGUGGGACCCCAACAAAAUAUGAUGGGCUCGUUUCCAAAUCAACAAGCUGGUUUUGGACCACAAAAUGUUGGUAACACGGCUGCCAUGAUGGGACAACGUACACCCACCCAAUCAGAUUACUUGAAUCAACAGCAACAACGGAUGGGCCAACCGAACCGUCCACAAUACUUACAAGCACCAAAUGUUACAAUGAACACGAUGGGAGGACCACUAGGCAAUAGUCAAGGGGGCCCAGCACCACCAUAUUCACGUAACGCUGGCGGGGUAGGAGUGGGAGGACAACCAACGGUACAACCUAAUCAACAACAGAGUCAACAGCAAUUCCAACAGCAAGUAAAUCAACAACGAAUUCGACAACAAAUGAUGGCCAUGCAACAGCAACAACAACAACAACAACAACAGCAGCAGCAGCAGCAGCAGCAGCAGCAGCAACAACAACAACAACAACAAUCUUCAGUGGUUGGUCAAGGAGUACAAGGUGUUCAAGGUGGUGGUCCACCAUCUGCGUUGGUCGCACACUUACAACGAUCCAUGCAGCAACAAGGUCAACAACAUAAUCCGUACCAUCAACCUCCACAAUAUCAAUAAAGACAUCAAUCAGCAUCAGAAUCAGAAUCAGAAUCACAUCUACGUCUGUUGUUGAUCUAUGUGUACGCUUACAUCAACCCCUUCCCCUCUCCUCUCCUCUCACCCCACCCACCUGUAUUUUAUUUAAUUACAACAACAAAUUAAUUAACACCACUUU
Molecule: messenger RNA, 7557 nt
Organism: Chrysoperla carnea
Lineage: Eukaryota; Metazoa; Arthropoda; Insecta; Neuroptera; Chrysopidae
Gene: kto
Product: mediator of RNA polymerase II transcription subunit 12
Exons: 24
Coding region: 69-7400 (2443 amino acids)
Biological process (GO): regulation of transcription by RNA polymerase II
Cellular component (GO): mediator complex
Molecular function (GO): transcription coactivator activity
Source: RefSeq, a predicted model, not a curated record